AUGACAUAUACAUCAUUCGCCAUCUUGAAGCGUACUGAACGGGAGUGAGAGUGAUUGCUUGGCUUGUUUGUCUUUUUCUGUCUGCAAUAACACAUUUUAUACUCAACGAAAUGGCCGAGGAAUUCAGCGCCGACGCUCCCCCAUAUGCCUCAUUCUUUGGAGUAAUGGGAGUGACAUCCGCAAUGGCAUUCUGUGCUCUUGGUGCAGCCUAUGGAACAGCCAAGUCUGGUACAGGUAUUUCAGCAAUGGCUGUGAUGUGCCCAGAACUCAUCAUGAAGUCCGUCAUUCCCGUUGUCAUGGCUGGUAUCAUCGCUAUCUACGGUUUGGUGGUGGCUGUUGUUAUAACACAGAAUAUGACUGCCACAGGCUACACCCUUUUUAAGAGUUUCCUCCAUCUUGGUGCUGGCUUAAGUGUAGGUCUCAGUGGAUUAGCUGCUGGCUUUGCUAUCGGCAUUGUCGGCGAUGCUGGUGUACGAGGAACAGCGCAACAGCCACGGUUGUUUGUAGGAAUGAUUCUCAUCCUUAUCUUCGCUGAGGUUUUGGGUCUGUAUGGUUUGAUCGUGGCUCUCAUCCUCUCCGUCAAACAAUCCUAAAUCAACCGAGGACCAGUGACGGCAGCGAAACACCAUUCCCGGCAGAGAAAGGAGAACAGUUGUAACCGUGGAAACAUCCCUUCUUUUUCUUCUGCCGCGUUGCUCACUGACUUGUAGGCUCCAGUUGUGCGACUGAGGCAGACAAAGUUGUUCCAAAUUGGGGGGAAAUGAACAAAUAAUGCUGUAGAUGGUUCCAUUUUACUGCACACCUGGAAACAAGAGAUCGUGUACAACCUGUAUGUAUAUAGUGCAAUGGCCGAUCGUCCUAGUCGGUCUCCAGUCAGUCUGCGUGAAGUGACUGUGUAUGUGUAAAUGGUGAACUAGUGUGCAUAAAUCAUAAGCACUGCUGGCUAGUACGUAUCCCUGCAUCUAGCUUGCAUCCUACUGGAGUAGAUUAAUUUACGUUGCUACAGACAAGACAGUCAACAAUGGGAUGGGUUGUGUCUGACAGACUCGGUACUAGCGAUAGUCAAAAGCUUCAUAUUUGCUCUGUAAUAUCCAGAAAUCCCUUUAUAACCGUUUCCACCUAGUACUGGGCCUGUCUCGAUUUAUGCACAUAUGGGUGUUAAUUUGCUGCAACCAUGAAGCCUGUAUUUGAUGCCAUCGUCUGUACAUUUUGCUUAUUUUCAACCAACAACUGUGAUCUUAGUUCUAUUCCCCGAUGAGUGUUUGUUUAUUCAUUAUUACUUAUGAUAACCACUGGCUUUGUAUUAUUAGCUAACGUACACAUCAGGAAAAUAUAAGGCAUGGCUUCAUCUUUCAAACAUUGGUAAACAUGUUUCCUCGGAAGCUAGGGGAAGGGAACAAACAGUCAAAUUCUGAAGUUUAAUUUCAUCCACAUUGCCAAAUUCAUCAACUGUUUAACCGAUUUGAAAUAAUAUUAGUGAUUGCAGGGGUUCAUAAGAAUAUGGUCAUGAAUGCAGAAUUAGCUCAUGGUGAAUUUUUUGUGUGUACUUGAUUUUUAGUCUUGUGGAUUUAGAGUGAUAUUAACAUGUGCAGACUUACUUCAAAUACUGCUUAACGACUUCCCAUCUUCUGUUUCUUGCUGUUAAUACCAUGCUACAUUCCAGCUGUUGUGAGUACUAGGUAACCAUAGCAACACUGUAACCGUAGCAAACUGUUCUUUACUAACUACUUUUCUCCCAUCUUUAUCAUUUUAUGGAAAUUGUGUAGAUAUUUGUAACUUAUAGACCCGACCGAUAUUGUUGUACUUUAUCUCUUUAAAGACUUGUAUAAUAUCAGGAACUGUUGACAUGUGUAGAUGCACAGUGGCAAGACAGCACAGCAGAGAAUUUAUAAGUUGAUUUCAUUGGCUGCUCAAAGUAGAAUUUUCACCAAUCAAAGUGGAAUGUUGCUGUUCUGUGCAGAGGUUUAUCAGAUCUUGUAGAUUCCAUACUGUAUGUGUAAACACAUGUAAGUUGUUUCAUUGUCAUAUUAUGUAUGAAUAAAGCAUAUAACUGUCA
This is a messenger RNA of Haliotis rubra (blacklip abalone), 2056 nucleotides long. RefSeq names its product V-type proton ATPase 16 kDa proteolipid subunit-like. The transcript is spliced from 3 exons. Lineage: Eukaryota; Metazoa; Mollusca; Gastropoda; Lepetellida; Haliotidae. Gene Ontology annotation, cellular component: proton-transporting V-type ATPase, V0 domain. The record is from RefSeq and is a predicted model, not a curated record. Bases 111 to 593 code for a protein of 160 amino acids. Gene Ontology annotation, biological process: proton transmembrane transport. Gene Ontology annotation, molecular function: proton-transporting ATPase activity, rotational mechanism.